ACCACAUGUAUGGUCUUCACAGUAUACCUUCAAGUGCCCUUUAAAAGUUAUACAUUCAACACUUGGAAACAUCUUAAAGAAAGAAACAGUUUCAGUCAACAGUUCUAAGUGGGAAUUAAUGGUAGGUGGAGAAUAGUGGGUUUCAGUUGACAUGAUACGUGUGGCGCAUGUCUCAUCUUCCCAUGCAUGACUCUCUGGCUCUGAAGACAAACAUCAGUCACUGGGAACUGAAAGAAUGUCCUCCAGGGAUUUGACAUUUGGAAUGAUUUUCUUAUUGCAGACUACAGUUGGUGUCUUGGGGAACUUUUCUCUUCUUUUCUGGUAUAUCUUCCUUUACUUCACUGAAUGCAAGUCAAGGUCCACAAACUUGAUUGUCCUGCACCUGACUGUAGCCAACUGUAUGGUCAUUCUGGCUAAAGGAAUCCCCCAGACUAUGGCAGCCUUGGGGUGGAAAGAUUUCCCCAAUGAUUUUGGAUGCAAAUUUCUUUUCUAUGUUCACAGAGUGGGAAGGGGAGUGUCCAUUGGCAGCACCUGCCUCUUGAGUAUCUUCCAGGCCAUCACCAUCAGCCCCAGGAACUCCAGGUGGGGAAAGCUUAAGGUAAAAGCUUCCAAGUACAUUGGCUUCUUCCUUUUCCUUUGCUGGAUCCUGCACAUGCUGGUAAAUACCAGUUUUUCUAUGUUUCUGACUAGCAACUGGAGCAAAAAGAAUGUUACAAACAAAAAAGACUAUGGAUACUGUUCUUCUGUGCGUCAUGGCAAAGCCUCAGACUCGCUGUAUGCAUUAUUGUUAGCAUUCCCUGAUGUUGUAUCUUUGGGACUCAUGCUGUGGUUCAGCAGCUCCAUAGUUUACAUCCUGCAGAGACACAAACAGCGGGUCCAACAUAUUCAUAUGAACAGUGUCUCCCCCAGAUGCUCCCCUGAGACCAGAGCCACCCAAACCAUCCUUGUCCUGGAGAGCACAUUUGUAUGUUUCUACACCUGCUCUGUCAUCUUUCAAGUUUUUGUGUCUGUUAUGUAUCAUCCCAGUCCGUGGCUGAUGAACUUGGCUGCACUAACUGCUGGAUGUUUCCCAACUGUGAGCCCCUUUGUUCUCAUCACUCAUGACUCCAGUGUCUCCAGGCUCUGCUUUGCCUGGAUAAGGAAGACAAUAUCCCCUCAUCUUAUCAGAAACACCUAAUUGUAUGUUUUUGUGCAAGGUUCGGUUGUUUGUUUAUUCAUCACACAGAAUCCAAGCACAUAUGAAACAGUCAUGUUACAAGAGAGCAGAGGUACACACACACACAUAUGCACGUAUUUGCAUAUAUAUAAAUGUGUGUAUGUGGGUGUGUAUACAUAUUGGCCAGUUUAUGUUUCUAAUUAAUCAAGCAAUCACAUUGGUAAAUUCCCAGUAAGAAAUGUAAAAAUGAUACUAAUCAUAACAAUUAUAAACUGGUUGACCCCUAAUGUCGAUGUUAUCU
Loxodonta africana (African savanna elephant) is the source of this 1457-nucleotide messenger RNA. RefSeq names its product vomeronasal type-1 receptor 4-like. The transcript has a single exon. The record is from RefSeq and is a predicted model, not a curated record. Bases 236 to 1177 code for a protein of 313 amino acids. Gene Ontology annotation, cellular component: membrane. Gene Ontology annotation, molecular function: pheromone receptor activity. Gene Ontology annotation, biological process: G protein-coupled receptor signaling pathway. Lineage: Eukaryota; Metazoa; Chordata; Mammalia; Proboscidea; Elephantidae.